UUUGUUGCAAUAAUGGCGCACUCCAGUCAAGAUGGUGAAAUUGAAGCUGAUGGUGCAUGGUCAUCCAUGCCUAAUCGUGUGAAUUCCUUCAAACGUUUCCCCCGUACUGAAGAAUUUCCAGCUGAGCGAUUGGCCCGGGCAGGCUUUUAUUUUACAGGUCAGGCAGACAGGGUGCGUUGUUUCAGCUGCCAUGCGACAGUGGAAGACUGGAACAGAGGGGAUACUCCACUGAAGAGACAUCAGCAAGCAUCUCCCAACUGCAGGUUCCUCAGAUGUGCUCACGGUGUGAGAAGCCCCAACUUCAUUGAAAGCCCUGCUUACGACGAAGAGGCCGAGGACAGGGAGUUCCAGCUCCGCACAGGAGCGGUGGAGGAUCUGUCCCUUUAUCCCACUGUGCCACACAUGAAGAGCGAAGAAGCUCGGCUGAAUUCUUUCACCGAUUGGCCUGCAGAUGUUCCAGUUCAACCCGAAGACCUGGCAGCAGCAGGGAUGUAUUACAUAGGACCAAAUGACUGUGUGAAGUGCUUCACGUUUAUGAAAAUGUAUGAAAAAUAAUUUUUUUGAAAUUCUUAGGAAGGGUCCUCUUGGUUAGAAAUUGCCUUAUUCCCCCUCUGUAGGUGCUUCAAGGAAAAGUCCCUGUAAUAUGCUGGUAUAGAAAGCAUCAAAUUACUACUAUAAUUUUACCG
Messenger RNA from Labeo rohita (rohu), 686 nucleotides. RefSeq names its product E3 ubiquitin-protein ligase XIAP-like. Lineage: Eukaryota; Metazoa; Chordata; Actinopteri; Cypriniformes; Cyprinidae. Gene Ontology annotation, cellular component: spindle microtubule; cytoplasm; nucleus. Gene Ontology annotation, biological process: regulation of cell cycle. The record is from RefSeq and is a predicted model, not a curated record.